GUCGCCAAAGUGUGGCAGAAGAAAUGGUGGACGGAGGAGGCAGUUGGAGGACGCAAGGCCGGAGAGAUGCACAUGCCGCUCAUGCGCCUCAUCGACUCGUACCACCAGGGUGAUUUCAUCGCGUCCUAUGACUACACGUUGGCUUUCGACCAGACCGACCCCAAGCUGGCAGUUGCAGUGUUGAGGAAGCUCGGGUGCCAGCGCGCGGAGGUGGGCACCUCGCUGCCCCAGGGCGACCCGUGGUCCAUUAUAGCUAUGGUGGCGGUCCUACACCUGCCGAUCACCGCCAUCGUGGCGCGCUUCCCCGGGACGGAGCUCUCCUGCUUCGUGGACGACAGGUCGAGGAAGUCCAGCACAGCGCAGGAGCUGCUGGCAGUUGGUGAGCAGUGGAGGAGGUGGUCGCUCGUCUUGUGCCUCAAGGAGAAUGAGGCGAAGUCCCAGCACGCCCAACGGACGGCCGCGGGCAGGAAGCAGCUGCUCAGAGCAGGCGCGCCGGACACCACGGUGACGGUGAUGCUCGAAAAGAGUGCGCGCCUGCUGGUCUGCAGAAGGAUGAAGGAGGCGACGAUGGCGAGCAAGGCGCUGGCAGUCGCCGAGUACGGCUGGAUCGACAGCCAGAUGAACAAGAGGGACGAGACGCAGCUGCAGGCGGCGAUCGUGACGGCGAGGCAGGAGCCCAAAGCAGGGAGCCCCCACCUCUGGGCCAUCUUCUGUGGCCACCGGCUCAGUGUCAGGUGCCGCCUGCUGACGACCGCCUUCAUGGCAGCGUGGCGCACCCUCCGCAAGGACCAGCGGCGGGCCACGCUGGGAACCUGGAGGAGGCAGGAGGGAUGCUCUGGCCGGAUCCACGCCCUCCUGCAGGGCUGCGGCUGGCAGGAACGCGCCGAGUGGGAAUGGAGGCACCCGGUCACGGGCGUCAUUCUCACCCUGCGCAAGGGAAGCGAGCACUGGUCUGAGUGCAAAGGACGCCUCGAGCACGUGCUCCGGGAAGGCUGGCGCGCGAACCUCUUCGGGAGGUGGCGGGGGCAGAGCCGCAUCGACUCGUCUCUGUGCCGGUUCGAGCAGUACGACGAGCGGCGCUGCAAAGCCGCGAGGCUUCUGUCAGAGGGCAGCACGCACGCGGCCAGCGUGAUGUCCGGAGCUUUCGUCUCGGCGGCGCACCUGCAG
Messenger RNA from Prorocentrum cordatum, 1167 nucleotides. The record is from the annotation of a GenBank genome assembly. Lineage: Eukaryota; Dinophyceae; Prorocentrales; Prorocentraceae.